GGCCGUGGUUGGCAGUUGCUCGACGCCACUCCACGCGCGUCAGACCUCUCCGUGGUGAGUCGCGUGCAUUUUGCACCUGCUCGACGUGCAACGCGCACGCGCACAGGUGCACGACCUACCGGCGCACAGACCUAAACUGGCGCGACGUCGAGCUUUCGUAGUCGGCAUCGGCCAUCCGCGACGCGAACUUUCACUCGGAGACGCUCCUCGCCUAGCCGUGUCGUGCUGGGCCGCGCCGCGUCGCGACACGUCGCGUCGCUGACAAUCGCGCUUGUUCACACCGCUAACUACUGUCUACCGCGAAACAAGUAGAGACGUGACCCCUUAAAUUCGAUCGACGGAGGACCCUUACCACCGCCAAUUAAGACGGCAAACGAGGCGCAGACUCUCCCUUCCAUUUCGUUAACUCUUUGAUCGAUGCACCGGUCAGGCAUCGCGAAUCCUUCGCCCGUUUCGCUCGUUAUGCCAUCGAGAAUAAUUGCCGAAUCGUCGUGGCGCGUUUAUCGACAGACUCGUGUUUUCGAUCCAGUGAUUGUGUACAAACGUGCGUGCUUAUCCUAGAUCGCCUCACGAUCGUCUUUCGCGUGCAACGACACGGAGGAUUUGGAGGAAGUGGGUGGGAAGGAGCCAAGGAUAGAGGUAAAGGACAAGGAAACCGACGACGCUGGACCGACGAACGCAAAACACGGUUAAAUCUUGGAGGAAGUCAGCGCGCGGGACCCGACGAUGGAUCUCACGCUACUCUUGCUCGCCGUGCUGCUCAAGCAAGAGGUUGCCGGUCUGAAGCUGAUUCGCAUAAACGUACCGCCGUACACCCUCAGAGGCAAGAGCGCGCUCCUCGAGUGCAGAUACGACCUAGAAACGGACAAGCUUUACACCAUCACGUGGUACAAGGAUGACGAGGAAUUCUACAGAUACGUGCCUAGAGGGGAACCUACCAAGCACAGCUAUCCCGUCGAGGGCGUUAAAGUUGACCAUCGACGGUCCGAUCACCAGCAAGUCCUGCUGCAGGAUGUGAGCCUACACAGCAGCGGACAGUACAAGUGCGAGGUGAGCGGCGAAGCGCCAAACUUCAAUUCGGUCAGCGCCGAAGCCAGCAUGGAAGUCGUAGUUCUUCCACAAGACGGACCGACGAUAACCGGGGAGGAGAAGAUUUACGCCACCGGCGACGUCCUUGGCCUAAAUUGCACCAGCGACAAGUCUCAUCCAGCCGCGAAACUCAAGUGGUUCAUCAAUGGCGCGGAGGUGAUGCCCGACUCGAGGACGGUGUACGACCAUCACGGACUCUACUCGGUGAUAUCCAGUUUACGGCUCCAGUUGGAAUCGGAUCACAUCGCAGGCGACAAAAUAAACGUCAGUGGAGGGUCAUGCGAGCGUCGCGACGCCCUCCGUGUGCCUGACAGUGGCGAGCGCGCUGAUGCUGCGACUACUGCCACCCGUUUAGAGAAUCUACCGGCGGACCAGCGAAUCGACCUAUCGACCCGCCGCGUCUCGCUCGCGCUGGCGUUCGCGAUAGCGACUGGACUCGCGGCAACUAGCCGAACCGGAUGGCCAAGGAGAAGCUGAAGCGGAUGGCGAUGGAGAUGGAGGAACGGGAAGACACCGACAGGAGACCAGGGAUGGUAUCGCGGCGGACGUUUAGCAACAGGAAAACGAUCAGUCGCGAAAUCGAAACAAAACAUGGUCGUUACCGCCCGCUUCGCUCGAAUGGUCGGCGACUGAGAUGGGCACGGUUCGAUUCUAUCUUAGAGAAUAGCAAGUAACGAAUAAACUAACGUGUAGCAAUUUAUUCGUGGCGUUUGUUCGAUCGAGCAACUCGAUUUUGCUUUGCGCGUUGUGAAAUACUUCGAUGUACAGUACAGAUAUUAAUUUUUAUCCGCAGGAUUACGCGCGGUAGGACAUUGAACGAGAGGGCUCGAUUUUACGGGUCUAUGUAGCGGGAGUAUUAUUUUUUUUAAAGCUACUUUUACACUAGUGGAAAGUACAGUUCGUAUGUAUACUAGAUAAAAAUAAAGAUUAUUAAAUAAUUCAGAGCGUGUCGUCACUGUCUUCUAUUUGUGCUUUCCACUAGUGUGCGAGGAUUCAAAAGAGAACGGGUAGUUCGAACUAAAAACAAAUCGUAGAAUCGAGCCUCCCUUUAGAUUAGACUAUCCAAUCGUUCGUAACCCUGUAAGAGUAACGAAUAAAAUAAGAAUUUUGCCUAUCUCUAGUCGGCGACCCUAGCCGGGAAUUUGGAGACGACAGGUGCGAGAAAACGCUUUCAAUGACAGGGUACUAUCUAUCGAGCGCGAAUUUUUUACGCGGCACUCCUGUUUCCGAGUCGCGAUGUCCGGAUGCAUGCAUUCCAGACGCGUAGGGGAAGUUUGCCUCGCUUAGACCGCGUUGUUAAAUAAUUGAAAUUAGUACGAUAACGUCACUUAUCGCGUUUGCUUACAAGGUUAUGCCCAUAUUACUGUACAUGGCCGAUUUUCGUGUUGGAAAGUGCACCACUUGAUUUGUUACGCGGUAAAAUCUAAUUUCGAGGAGUUUGAUGUAAUAUCAGAGCCACGCAGCUGGUAAGUUUACAACCCCGAAGGUAAUAUAUUUUAAUAUUCUAUAUAUUUAUGAUAUAGUAUGAUAACUUUAUACAGGGUAGCCCGAAAGUUCCGUUAGAACUGUACGAUCUAUCAUAACUUUUUCAAAUUUUCCACCGGGAUUCGAUGAGAGCUUGCAGCAAAGUAUACUUAUAAAUAAACGCGAAAACGUUCAUUCUCUACCGAGAUCGUUUAACGAUAGCAAUUGGACUCAAAAUUCCAAGUAAUUUUCGGAUCGAUAAAUUAUACAAAACUAAAAUCAAAAAUUGCUAAUAAUGCAAAAGAUAAAAGCAACGACUAUAAUCGUAAUCGUAACAGAUCUUUCGGUCCACUCUGUAGCAUAUUAAUGAAAAGAUCUUUGGGCUCAAUAAAGUGGCGCACGAGGUAGAAACUCCACGAUAGUCGAGUUUUUUAAAUUGAAUUACACUUGGUUGCUCCAAUUGGGUCGGUUUAAUUACGGCAUUACUUUCAUUUUCAACGUUCGUUCAAUCAAUUUCAAAGCGUUCGUAUGAUUUAGGCAAUCUUUCCCUUAGAGUUAUUAUUUCAACUAACGAAUAAAGACUCAAAAGACUCAUCCAUGAGCAACGAUUUCAUUCGACGAAAAACGACUAGCUGUUCGCGCAUAAAUCUGUAGCGUUGUUCGAAACAGAUUUAUUUCACCGAGAGUUUAUUCGUUAUUCGAACGGCCUCAACGACGAGUAAGCGUCUUCGUUAAGUCGCGGUCGUCUAUUGUACAUCACACAUUGCCGCGCGACGCAGUAGAUCAACGGUUUCUCAUAUCGAUUCUUCCUAAUUUUUCGUUCAACAUUUUAUUCGAAUAAAAGAAUCACUCGUCGUUCUCGAAUGACUUCAUUUUUUUUGCGACUUCUAAUCGAAUGCUAUCUAAAGCAGAAUUUAUUUGAAAAAGUGUGUUCGACGUUUUAUUCGAAUAACGCCCAACCCUGCUUCCAUUACAAGCUAGCGAGAGCGUUGAAAUCGCGCCAUAGCGCGCGCGAGCAUCGAUACGCGAUCCAUGAGCGCAGCCGAGCGCUGGACCGGCCCAACGCGGAUUAUCGUCUCGUUUUGCGGCACGCGACUCGAAAGUACGAUUUACGAGACUAUAAGCCGAUUAAUUUGUAAAAUUCGACGUGCACGGCUGGGGCAAACAUUUGUUGAAAUUGUACGGAAACGGGCGAUCCUUCCGACCGAUCGUCGACGAUCCUGACCGGUCCACGCAAAUCUCGUCGUAGUUCGUUUCCGCGCGACGGAAGAGUCGGUCGUAAGUUGCGGGUUCACGCGCCAUCGAAGGUUCGUUUCCACCGAACGUAAAACCAAGACUUUUAAUUUUAAUGCCGCGAUAGUAAACGCCUGGCUUCACUUUGUUCCAAUAUUUCCGUCUCGCAACCCCUGGAAACAAUCCAUACAUUGUAGAUAUAUUUUUUCAACAGUAUUGUAUAUACUGCCCGUACGUGAAAUUGUAUACACUGGUCCCUCAGUUUACACGGCACUUGUUAUACGUGGCUUUUGUUUCGCGCGAUCAACAAUCACUCGAUUUACGCGAUACCUUUUAUACACGGUUCAGUUUUAACCAGUGGAAAAAAAAAGGUUUUCCCAUGUUAUUUCGGCAAAAAUCAUUCCGCAUGUGCGGUGGAAAAGUUUCGUUUAAUCGAACCGUUGACAUUAUUCUGACCCCGUUUCCGUCGACACGAAUCAUCGAACCCUGUCAAGUUUAAAGGGGUAAUGGAACGACAAUCGUUGCGAAUUUACGAUCUUCGCGAAUUCAUUGUUGGAUUUACUUCGCAGGAAUUCUUUGGAAACUUUUCACGACGCCGACAAAUGGCUCUAUAAGUUCGAAAAACCGUACUUUAAGUGGUUUCCCAUUCGCGUCGUAAUAAGAGGUAACUCGAAGGAGAUCCAUUAAUCUCCCCCUUGUUUCCAUCAAUGUCAAACGGCCGCUUUAAAGCACUCGAAUGGGCGCGAUCCUGAUUUUAUAAAUUUAAUUGUUCGCUCGUUAAUUUUCCUAGAAAAGAAAAAUUACAAGCAUCGGCCUUCUGGAUCGCAUGCACGUGCCCCCUUAAUGUCACGUGAACACGCACCUGUAGCGAGGGUCGCGAGCGAAGCGUCUCGAUGUUCCGCCGCCAUAUUCCGCCGUCUCUCUCGCAUUUACGCUCUCUCGCAUUACGCGCCCCCGCAUUACGCGCUCUCGCGUACACGCGUGUUGUCCCCGUUUACGGCUUCGAAGCUUCCAUUCCCCGGUACUUGUACUUCCGAAACGACGCGCGCUCUACCUCCUCGCGCCGCCACUCUUCUAGCUCGUAGUCGCAAUUGCGCGUCUCGUUCGCGCGACCAGCCGACCGACCGCUUCCGGAUUCCGCACCGCGCCCGCCGUCGACCGAUUCGCCUUCCACGCGACUGGAGAUUGGCAACAUUCGAUUCGAAUGAUAGAUAAUCGACGAAACCAACGUGCAUCGAUACAUUCAUGACCUUCAUGCGAUCGAACGAUUUCCGUUACUAUUAAUUUCUUACUAAUUACUGUUCAACCUUUCGCCAAUAGAUCACGGUACCGUCGUACUUGUCAUGUUUAUUAAUAACAAAGUGUAAAUUUCCAGAAACGCCAGGUGCUGUAAUGAUUCUAAAGAAUUGAUUUCGAAAUUGUAGCGAGCAAUUGCCAUAUUUCAAUCUCGUUAAAGUAGCAUUUCAAACGUUCAACUCGAGUUAUAAAUUGAUUUAUUGGAAAAUAAAUUUCGAGAUCGAUUCGGCUCAGAGGUUUUCACGACGCUCAUUAAUUUAACGGUGAAAAGGUCAACGUGUAAUGGAUCGUUAUUCGAGAAUUUUGCCCAUCUCCGCUCGCGGCUCUUCCUCCUCCCCGGAGUGCCACCCUGUGCGUGCAUGUGUGCGUGCGUGUGUGUGCGUGUAUACUUUGUACAUACUUGCGACGCGCGUAUUAUACCUGUCGUAUCGACGUACCUUACCGAUUAGAAGAAAAGAAUCCGAAGAUCGCAUCGAAGCGAAAUUUAUCGCGCUUUCCGUAGUAUAGGCAACGACCGGUGGCGUCUAUUAAGAUUCGAUUACGAUCAUUUCCUAAACGUUGACACGAUCGUCGAAUCGAUCGGAAAAAUCGAGAAUUCGUUCUGAUCUCGUUCGGCGAGCGUCGUCCAGUCUUUGGAUGAAAAACGCGAACUUCUAUUGCAGAAAUGGACGCCACGACCGCUUCAGCUAGCGGCUCGACAAGUUCUCGUGCUCGCCGUGAGCUGAAACGAUCGCGACGCCGAAUUCCGAUCUACGAUCUUCAAGCAGUCGCCACUCGUCGACAUCCCGAAACCCAUCGGAAAGAUUACGUACUUGUGUGUAUGGCCUAAUGUAUAUAUUUCGCAUAUUUAGUAAAUAAAUCGUAUU
This is a messenger RNA of Hylaeus volcanicus, 5948 nucleotides long. Its product is annotated as basal cell adhesion molecule-like. The record is from RefSeq and is a predicted model, not a curated record. The transcript is spliced from 8 exons. The coding region runs from base 727 to 1566 and encodes 279 amino acids. Lineage: Eukaryota; Metazoa; Arthropoda; Insecta; Hymenoptera; Colletidae.